AUUUUGCAGUAAAAAUAUGCAGACGUAGCGGUGUAUCUGUUUUUCACUACUGCAUCUGUGAUCCAAAGUGUAUUUUCAGUAGCAGCUGACGGAGCUGGGCAACGCUUGUCGUGGAGCGUUUGAACACGGAUUUUGGUUGGACAGCAUGCGCAGUCUUCAACACACGUGCUGUUUGAAAUGGCCCUGUUAACACCUCGGUUUCCUGUUGUCAUUUCUCACCUCGUGCUGCACUCUUUUCUGGGGGAAAGACGUUACGUGAAAAUGCACGCGGCAAUUCCUGUGUUGCCACCAGUUCUGUGUGGGUCACAGAGGAUCAAAGUCACAGCCCGCCGUGGGAAGCGGUGGAAUGAAAGCGCGAGGCAAAAGACGCAGCAAUGGAGGUGAUAAUGAAGUCAAGUGAAGCCAACCUGAAGGUGGACUUAAAAACAACAAGAAAGCUCCUCAAACCGCAGGUGGAGAAGCGUCGGAGGGAGAGAAUGAACCGCAGUCUGGAGAGCCUGAGAGCGCUGCUGCUGCAGGGGUCCCAGCACCAGGCGCUGGCGAGUCGCAGAGUGGAGAAAGCAGAGGUGCUGGAGCACACAGUGCUCUUCCUGCAGAGCACUGCCCACAGAGGGGCAGCUGAAGGCAGCCAGCAGCAGGACUUCCAGGACGGGUUCUCCACCUGCCUGCAGCGAGCAGCGCGCUUCCUGCGGGACAGCAGGGCGGGGCGGCGGGGGGAGGGGGCGCUGAGCGUCACCUUGUCCCGUCACCUGACGCACCUCGGCCCGCUCCCCAGAGCUCCCAUCAGCCCCCACUCUGCCCACACGCAGCCCAAGGGGCAGAGCGCCCAGCUGGGGGGGCAGAACUGGCACUGCAGCCAGCAGCAUGGAGCCGCCCUCAGGAACAGCCCCUCCCACCAGCUCAGAGCGGCCCUGGCACACAGACACCCCAACCUGCCCCAGCCCCCCCACAGAGAGGCUCUGUCAGCCCCCACAAACAGCCAGUCACCAUGGAGACCCUGGUCCUAAAACCAGCUUCAAGAUAGACACUGCCUUCUGAUUGGACUGAUACACUGAAGGAAAGAUUUAUAUAUUUUAUGAAGAUUUGUACGUUUAUGAGAUGUAUAGCAUUUAUAAUUUCUGUUGUAUAUCGUAAUGUAAUAGCCAAUUAUAGCUCUUAUUGCCAAACAGACCCUGAUCUGUACCCUGGUGCUGGUUUGAAGCAUCAUUACACAGUAGCUCACGUGAUUGUGUAUAAUUCACAUCAGAGACUGCUUGUGAAUAUUUAAAGAGGAAAUUGUUAUAUAUUUGAACUUUAUUUUCUAAAAGAUGUUUAAGUCUUUGUAAAUAAUCCGUUGUGUAUAUAUGAAAUAAUAGUAUUUAUCAUAUGACUCCGUUUCUGAAUGAAAACUUGUAUAUCUAUAUAUUUGGAGGUUGAAAUAAAAAAAGAACUAUCAAAAUG
Molecule: messenger RNA, 1440 nt
Organism: Anguilla rostrata (American eel)
Lineage: Eukaryota; Metazoa; Chordata; Actinopteri; Anguilliformes; Anguillidae
Product: transcription factor HES-2-like
Exons: 4
Coding region: 375-1007 (210 amino acids)
Biological process (GO): anterior/posterior pattern specification; regulation of transcription by RNA polymerase II; regulation of neurogenesis
Cellular component (GO): nucleus
Molecular function (GO): RNA polymerase II cis-regulatory region sequence-specific DNA binding; DNA-binding transcription factor activity, RNA polymerase II-specific; protein dimerization activity
Source: RefSeq, a predicted model, not a curated record